Messenger RNA from Fusarium keratoplasticum, 681 nucleotides. RefSeq lists its product as uncharacterized. The record is from RefSeq and is a predicted model, not a curated record. NCBI's taxonomy places the organism in Eukaryota, Fungi, Ascomycota, Sordariomycetes, Hypocreales, Nectriaceae. Bases 1 to 681 code for a protein of 226 amino acids. Gene Ontology annotation, biological process: protein targeting to vacuole; late endosome to vacuole transport via multivesicular body sorting pathway. Gene Ontology annotation, cellular component: fungal-type vacuole membrane; Vps55/Vps68 complex. The transcript is spliced from 3 exons.
AUGCGCGAGCCUCGUCAUUGUCAGCCUCCAGUUCCGAGCAUCGCCAACGAAGCAUCAUCGGCUGAACACGACCUACAUCUCGAAUCCACCUGUGAAGCCUUGAGGCCCUUGCGAGAACCUGCACCGAUCAAUCCGGACCCCCGCGAUCAACAACCAGCCAUCAAUAUGGAGGAGGAGCGUCUCUGGAAGUUCAGAAAGCCUGAGUGGCUCAACAGCGUCUGGGCCCGUAACGCUGGUGUCUACGCUGCCGGAGCUAUUUUCUCCGUCGCAUUCUACGUCAUGCUCGACUCUGCCGUCUGGUCCAAGUCGCCCAAGAACGGCUCCGACGUCCAUGUCAAGUUUGUCGACUGGCUGCCCUUUGUCUUUUCCAGCUUGGGUAUGCUCAUUAUCAACUCGGUCGAGAAGCAGCGCCUUAGCGCCGACUCCUUCAGCUAUAGUGGAUCUGGUGUCGCCUGGAAGGCUCGCGUUGUCCUCUUCCUAGGCUUCGCGGCUCUUGCUGGUGGAAUGGCCGGUGGUGUCACUGUCUUUGUUCUCAAGUUUGUCGUUCCCAGCGUUGCCAUGCCUGCGCUGGGCAUGGGUAUCGAGAACGUGGUUAGCAACGCUCUGGUUGGCGUCAGCUCUGUUGUUCUUUGGGUGAGCCAGAACAUGGAGGACGAGUACUCGUACAACCUUUCUCUGUAA